This is a messenger RNA of Amoebophrya sp. A25, 471 nucleotides long. The record is from the annotation of a GenBank genome assembly. NCBI's taxonomy places the organism in Eukaryota, Dinophyceae, Syndiniales, Amoebophryaceae.
GGAGGGCUCUAGUAGAGCCUCCCGGUAACGGAGAGAACAGCGCAAACGAGUACGAUCCGUCGAAUCGGAGUCAUGCAGAGAACGAAAGUCAGACCAGUUGCGCUGGUGUUUUCGUUGACCUGCGUCCGUAUGGCGAAGUUCACGGGACGGUGAGAGAGCAUCGUGACAUUGAGCAUAGUUUUGGGUCCCACAUGGAGCCGGAGAAUGACCCAUCUUCGCUGACCUCCCUGCAGGGCCACAUGGAUGCAAAUGUGUCUCAGCGUAAGACCGUGUUCGACGCUGCUAAGCGUGAAGACGAGGACCGCUUGGCGAGGCUGCAGCUGCUUGAACAAGCAUUGACAGCAGCCCCCUUACAGUUUUCCGCCCGUCCGAAGGCAUCGAGUUCGGAUAAACUGGAUAAGAAUGCAGGAUCUCUCACGUCAGUAGCAUCAAGCAGCUUUGCGGGAGAUUUGGAAGCAGAGGAACUUGUGG